Molecule: messenger RNA, 4104 nt
Organism: Delphinapterus leucas (beluga whale)
Lineage: Eukaryota; Metazoa; Chordata; Mammalia; Artiodactyla; Monodontidae
Source: RefSeq, a predicted model, not a curated record
CCUCAGCUUAUUUUUAUUCUUCAAGUUUCUUUUGCCUUGUACUGGAACUCUUGAAUUUUCAGUGAAUUUUAUUAUCAGCUUGUCAAUUUCUGCAAAGGAACCAACUGGGUUUCUGAAAGGGAUUGUGUUGAAUCUGAAUAUCAAUUUGGGGAAUAUCUGUUAGAUGUGGGUUUAAAUAAAAGAGUGUAAAUUAAAGGUUUUGACUAAUGUCUGGAAUCAUUAACAAAACGUGGGAAGAUAGGAAAUGAAGAUAGUAAGAAGGUGUGUUUUUGACACUGAGUUUAUGCUACUGUGGAACACCAGGUGAAAUGUUCAGUAGGCAAUCAGAGCUUGUGUUAGAUGUGGAGGAGAGAACAAGGAACUGUGAGAGCAGCAUUAGAAAAUGAGACUUCUGAGAGACGGAAAGGAGAACCUCUGAGACCUGAACGCCUACAGUGUCCGUGAUGAGAGGGCAGGUGAAGGAAGAGAAGCCAGGGAAUGAGGGGCAGAGAGGUGAGGGGGAGGCCAGGCAGGCUGCUGUUGGGGAAGCCAUGGGAGAGAAGGUGGUCAGAAGUGUAGCUUCCUUCCGAGAGUGGGAGAGAGAGGGCUGGAAGGAACCGCCAGUUUGGUUUGAACAGGGACCUUCUUGCCUCCAGGAAAAGUUCACAGCUCACAAAGGAUAAUGCCUUUAUGGAACAGGGAUGAGGGUCCGUGUGUGUGGAGCCACCUGGGUUCUCCUGAAUCCACUUGCUGGGAUACAGACCUCAUUGGAGCCAAGAGCAGGGCUGGUCCCACUCAGAGCUUUCUUUCCUCCCUCAGCUCAGCAUGCUUCCCCAGUGCCUGCCCUUCCCCAAGUGGGGAACGUAGGAGACCAAGCAGCGGCAACUGUGCUCCGGAUGGUCAGGCCCCAGCAGGUGAGAACAGGAUGGAGAGUUCAGAGUUGCCUCCAAAGCAGGAACUUUCUAAAGUUUUGAAGUCAUCUGAUAGGACCUCAGUAGUACUCUGUGGAAUGAUUCCAGGAGGACCAGAAGCUGGAGAUACCUGUGAAGAGGCUUUAGAGAAGCUAGAAGUUCAACCCUCAGGUGAAGAAGGGGCCAGACUGGAAAGGGAUUUCUUGGAAAUAACACAGGAAGAUAAAAAUAAAUCCACAAAAGAUGGGUGUGAUGAAUAUAAGGAACUUGGGGGACAUCCAGACCUGUCUUCCAGUCCUGCAGAACAUCAAGGAGUUCUGAAGGGGCAGAAAUUCUAUCGAUGUGAUGAAUGUGGCAAAGCUUUUAAUUGGAGUUCUCACCUCAUUGGGCAUCAGAGAAUCCACACUGGGGAGAAACCCUAUGAGUGCAAUGAGUGUGGCAAGACCUUCAGGCAAACCUCUCAGCUUAUAGUCCAUCUCAGAAUCCACACAGGGGAAAAGCCCUAUGAAUGCAGUGACUGUGGUAAGACCUAUCGCCACAGCUCCCAUCUCAUUCAACACCAGAGACUCCAUACUGGGGAGAAACCGUAUAAAUGUAUUGAAUGUGGAAAAGCUUUCAAUGAGAGUUCCAAACUCUUUGACCAUCAGAGAACUCAUACUGGGGAGAAACCAUAUGGAUGCAAUGAAUGUGGAGCAGUCUUUAGUCGGAGUAAAAGCCUUGUCCGCCAUCAGGUACUUCACACUGGUGAGAAACCUUACAAGUGUAAUGAGUGUGGGAAAGCUUUCUGUUCUAACAGAAAUCUUAUUGACCAUCAGAGAAUCCACACUGGGGAGAAGCCUUAUGAAUGUAAUGAAUGUGGCAAGGCCUUCAGUCGAAGUAAAUGUCUUAUUCGACAUCAGAGCCUCCACACUGGGGAAAAACCAUUCAAAUGCAGUGAGUGUAGGAAAGCCUUUAAUCAGAUCUCUCAACUUGCUGACCAUGAGCGAAUUCAUACUGGAGAAAAACCCUUUGAAUGUAAUGAAUGUGGUAAGGCAUUCAGUCUGAGUAAAUGUCUCAUUCGACAUCAGAGACUUCACACGGGUGAAAAGCCCUAUAAAUGCAAUGAGUGUGGAAAAUCCUUCAAUCAAAACUCAUACCUCAUUAUUCAUCAGAGAAUUCACACUGGUGAGAAACCUUAUGAGUGUAAUGAAUGUGGGAAGGUCUUCAGUCAUAAUUCUAGCCUUAUGGUACAUCAGAGAACCCAUACUGGGGAGAAACCAUAUAAAUGCAAAGAUUGUGAGAAAGCUUUUCGUGACAGCUCACAACUCACUGUGCACCAAAGAGUUCAUACUGGAGAGAAACCCUAUGAAUGUAUUGAAUGUGGGAAAGCCUUCAGUCAACGUUCUACUUUCAAUCACCACCAGCGAACUCACACUGGAGAAAAGCAGUCAGGUCUGGCUCGGUCUGUUUUUUAAGAUGUGAUUCUCUAAGACAGCAAGGAACUCUGAGUUGAGGUUUCUAUAGAAGAAGUAUGCUCACCCUGGUCUCCUCUUGGAACCACUAAUCAAAGUGGAUUAUUCCCUAAAUGCUCUCUGGUGGUCAGGAAGGUGGGAGAGUGGGAGUAACAGUACCAUCCUUCCCUACUAAGGACUACACAUUUCAUGUGCUUGUAGGUUUCCUUUUUUUCACCUUUUUUUUUUGGCCACGCCAUGCGGCUUGCGGGGGAGCUUUCCCGACCAGGGAUCAAACCCACACCCUCAGCAGUGAAAGCAAGGAGUCCUAACCAGUGGACCACCAGUGAAUUCCCUUCUUUCACUUUUUAAAAAAAUUAAAAUCUAUCUUGUUUCUUAAUUAUUUAUCCCACAAUUAUAUUCUUAAGGAAAGAGAUAUUUCCUUAUUCUAUUCCACCUCCUCCAUUUUAUCAUUUAUAUAAAGUCAUUCUCCAAGACUCUGAGUCAUACUUUCUACCUCUUGAAUGUGGCCCUUUUAAAACUACUUUAAUCUAGACUCUCAUCACUUGUGUUCUCUACCUAGAAAAGCUUUUCUUCCUGUUGACCAAUCUGUGUCCCUUGAACCUUUAAGAUCUAGGUCAUCUCUGAAGGACUUUCUUCUUAAAAUGCUCCUUUUUUCCUCCUAACCUGUUGAUUGACCUCAGUGUUUUGAAUUAACCUGUGCUGUAAGAGGCUAAUUUGCAAUUGUUAUAUAAUUGCCUUGUCAAUUCUCAACCUAAUGCCCCUUUGUGUCCUUUUAUACUAACUUCAUGUAGGCUUUCAGGUUGGGUAUAGUAUCUAUUUCUUUUAGCAUAUAGAUAAUACUUUGCAUAUUCUAGUUGUUAAAUAGCUUUUAAAAACUCGCCUCUCCAACUGAACCAUGCUUAAAGUGGGCAUGAACUCCCCUUUCACCACCAGACCUAAAAUUUCUAAAGAUGGGUAUCAUAGGAUAUCAAAUACAAAGGCCUCAUUCAUAUCUUCUCCUUGUGUCCUUUAGAGUCUUACUACUGUUACCUCAGCCUCAGAGAGUUAAUGGAUUUGUGUUUGAGUGUGUGCAGGUGUGUGUGUAUAUGUAUGUAUCUAGGUAUUGGAGGCAGCUGUCAUGUUCCAGUGAUAAUGUACUUUGCCAUGAACACAGACUCCGGUUCUGUACUAGCUUUCUCCACCCUGCUGUCUAAGUACAAGAACAGCAUCAAAGUUUACUGCAAAGAAGACUCAACUUCCAUGGCAAUUUCAGUUCCUAGCAUUCUUGGAUGAUUGGAAUGAACAGUAAUGAAGUUUGUGACAAGAUAAUAGAGUCACACCAUUCUGAUUUCCUUACCAACUAGUUCUAGAUGCCUGCAACUGUCAUCUGAUUUUUAGGUGAGAGGUGUACGCUUAAUUAUUGUGAUUAUCUUCUGGGCCACCUUUCAUACCUCAAAGGCAUAAGAAAAUCUCUUCAGGGGAUUUCCUCUUCUACAGUCAUGUAUCAGACACAAGUUUUUCUUUCCAUCCUUGUAGUAGGGCCUCAAUGCUAGGGGAUCUUUGCCCCUGGUAGCUACCCUCUUCCUCUUAGCAAUAUGACAGGAUCAGCAGUGUGGCAGAGGAGGAGGAGGUUAGAGGGGCAAUGUCAGGCACAUAACCUAGAGGAGAGAGAUUUUUGUGAGCUGUGAUUUAUGUCUCCGAGACAGUGGAGAAGAAGGGGAAGAGAGUUGAGUCUCAAGAAAAUAAGAAUUAGGGGCUUCCCCGGUGGUGCAGUGGUUGAG